AUCAGUGGGUAUCUGAUAUUGUGGGGGGGGACAACGGUGGUGGAAGUGAGCAUGGCUAGAGACUGUAUAUCCAGAGGCUAGGGUUUGUAUCACGGGCUGCUCUCGACUGUUAUAAUUUGUGGCACAGAUUCAGCGAGAAUCUGAUCUGCUGAAAAUAUUUGGGCUGUGAAAACUCCCACACUGUGACAGAUGUCAAGUCCAAUUAAGUGACUCGUGUCCGGGUUUCUGUCCAAUAGGCUUUCCCAUUAAAUAUCAAUUUAAGAGGGAAAAAAUGCCGCCCCCUUUUCUCCGAGCCUUUAUCUUUUCCGACCAUCUCGAUGCUAAACCCUUUGGUACCAGGAGCGGAUCCGCAUGCAUCUCCGCUCUGUCCGUCUGCCUGCCACCUUCCGCACACCUCCUUGGCUUCUUUGCCACUCCGCGAGGGGUGGGAGGAGGAACUGCACUUUCUUUUUGUGCGAGUGAGCAUACCUUUUCCUGCACCGACGUUCCCCCUCGCAGCCGCUCCGAGCCCGCUCCGAGAUUUGCGUUUAUUUCGUUUUGAUUUUUCUUUCCAACGUUCGCAUUUCGCUUUUUCUAUUCUCCCUCGAGAGAUGCAGGAGGAGUUAGGAAGCUCAGGGACGGAUGGGGGUUUCGUUUAUCCUUUUUUCCCUCCCCUUCGGCAGCUCUUGAAGGACCAGAAGAAAAACUAAACCAAACAUUUUAUUUCCCGACGGCCUCUCCCCUUUCUCCUACCCCUCUCUCCGUGGAUUAACAAAACCGCACGUUGCACCCCGAAUAAUAACACUAGAGAAGAAAAGGAGGGAGCAACGCAUUGUUACCGGGGCCGCGGCCGAACAAAGCCGGCAACGCCGCGCCGGGCUCCGCGCAGCGCGGAGCGGUCCCCCGUUUUCCGUGCUCGGGGGUUCCGCGCCGGGCCCGGCCCGCGAGCUGCGGCGGGGGGGCAGAGGGGAAGGAGAGCCCGAGGGGGCGGGAGAGAGGGAAUAACCCCUGCUGGUGCUGUCGCCGCAUCCCUUUUGUUACUUAUCGCGAUUGGGGAACAGGAGGAAAGAAGAGCGGGGGAACCGGCACUUCCCGGCGCAGUUCCCCCCAAAAUAUAACCCCGACUGGCAGCAGCUGCCGGUGCUGCUCCGAAUUAGCGGGCGGAGGCAGACUUCGAUGGGGGAAACGCUUUUUCUUCCCUGAUGCAUCGGUCAUUUGAACUGUAAAGGAAUCGGCGAGGGGGCGAGGGGACCCGGAGAGAGAGGCUGUCCGAACCGCUCCGCCGAGGCUCCUCCUCCGCCCCCUCCAAGAUGAUGCUUAGCCCUGACCAAGCUGCCGACUCCGAUCAUCCCUCCUCGGCUCCCUCCGACCCGGAGUCCCUCGGCGGCGCGGACCCCCAGCCGCUCAGCUGCUGCGUCUCCGACCCGGAGCCCGCCGAGGGCGGCGGCGGCGGCAGCGAGGGCCGGGGCGGCGGCGGCGUCGGGGAGGGCCGGGUCGGGGGCCGGCCAGGGCUGCACCCUCCGCCGCUGAGCCGGGAGGAGAAGCGACGGCGGCGCCGCGCCACGGCCAAGUACCGGUCUGCGCACGCCACUCGUGAGCGGAUCCGAGUGGAGGCCUUCAACCUGGCCUUCGCCGAGCUCCGCAAGCUGCUGCCCACCCUGCCCCCCGACAAGAAGCUCUCCAAGAUCGAGAUCCUGCGCCUCGCCAUCUGCUACAUCUCCUAUCUCAACCACGUCCUCGACGUGUAGCGCCCGCCCGCCCGCCCCGACGGACCCCCGGAGCCCCGGGACACUCCCCCACCUUUCUCCCCGGGGCUUCUCCCUCCCGGUGCGGUGCAGCCGACGGAGACCCCCCUCCUCCCCUCUCCCGUUUAUCGACGAGAAGUGUAAAACCGGAUUGUUUCUUCAGGCUGUCAAGUGCCCCUUUAUAUAUAUAUCCAAAAAAAAACACAUCUACUUGUGACCUUAAACGUGUGACCCAUGGGUGCAGUUAAAAAUAACUAUUUUUUAUUUAUGGUAGAAGGAGUCGACAAUUUAUUUUUUUCCAAGAUUUAUUUAUUUUUCAGAGUGGUGGCGGUUUUACUUUGGAUACUUUGUGCCAAUUCGUUUCUAUAGUCGGGUGUUUACACUUUCUCCGUGUGGAACGUUAUGUUUAACUUUAUGAGUGUUUGUUGGGAUGGAUACAGUGUUCCUUUUCCUUUAUUUAUUUAUUCUUUUAAAUUCAUUUUCCCUCCUCCAAUUAUAUUGCACUUGUGUACGACAAACCUCCCCUGUUUAUAUUUUAUAUAUAUCAAGGCAUUUGUUCUUGACCUUCCCCCCCCCCCCCUUUCUUUUCUCGUGUGGUAUGGACAACCACUAGCACUUAACUAGGAGAGGGUUUUUUAAACACUUGUUGUUCUUCUGAUCUAUACUUACGUCUGGAAAGUACUUUGCAAAUCGUUUAUAAGGAAAGUAGUAUCUUUGUGAGGUGUAUAUGUGCGUGUGCGUGUGUGUGUACAUGCAUGUGUGGGGGAGUGAGCGCCGGUGUGUAUGUGGGAUGGUAUAUUUUUAGGAAAGGACCUUUUUCCUAAAGAAAAAACUAGAAAAAAAAUAGAAAGAAAAAGUAAAUCCAGGACUGCUUUCCUUUGUGACAACCAAAAAAAAAAAGAUAUUCUAUAACCUGAAGAUGUUUCAUGUUCUUUGCUGUGAAUCUCUUAAAACAGGAAGCGCAUUUGAGGGGACGAAAGAGAAAAAGAGAGUGAAAAAUAAAAAACAAACCACAUCUGCUAUCCAAAGAUUUUAGUCUUUUUCAGGGUUUUUUUGUGUGUCUCUGUUGCUUUAUAUAAUGCAAUAUUUUGUAGUGAAAAUAGAAAAAUCUGGUUUCUAUCUGAUGCGUUUUUCAUAUCUCUCAUGAAUGGUGAGCUGUUUUGCAUAUAAAUAAAAGUAUCAAAUAAAAGCUGUUUUUUCCUAA
This is a messenger RNA of Pezoporus occidentalis (night parrot), 2928 nucleotides long. RefSeq names its product nescient helix-loop-helix 2 (gene NHLH2). Lineage: Eukaryota; Metazoa; Chordata; Aves; Psittaciformes; Psittacidae. Gene Ontology annotation, molecular function: protein dimerization activity; DNA-binding transcription factor activity, RNA polymerase II-specific; RNA polymerase II cis-regulatory region sequence-specific DNA binding. The coding region runs from base 1290 to 1727 and encodes 145 amino acids. The record is from RefSeq and is a predicted model, not a curated record. The transcript is spliced from 3 exons. Gene Ontology annotation, biological process: regulation of transcription by RNA polymerase II.